Molecule: messenger RNA, 5582 nt
Organism: Xyrauchen texanus (razorback sucker)
Lineage: Eukaryota; Metazoa; Chordata; Actinopteri; Cypriniformes; Catostomidae
Gene: mtmr10
Product: myotubularin related protein 10
Exons: 16
Coding region: 452-2749 (765 amino acids)
Source: RefSeq, a predicted model, not a curated record
ACGGACGGUGAAUUACCCGCAUGCAGCAGCAUCUACACAGGACUCAAACUAUUGAUUCAGAGAGACUGACUGAAAGAAUGAACAUGGCGUGAAAGUUUAUUGUGAGGGGAAACUAUUGCGUCAAGAGUAGCAAAAGUUGAGAGUUUGACAGCCGCUAACGAAGACACUUCAGCAGGACAGAGACUCAGAUACAGCUGAACACUUCACUGCUGCUUGCACACAAAAUACUGUUUUUGCGUUGAAGGAAAUCAUGGUAUUGAACACACCCUCUACUGAACAAACCCUGGACUUACGCUCUUAAGUCACCCAAAACAGAGUUUAAACUGGCUCACAAUUGACGUGUUUUUAUUUAUUUUUUAUUUAUUUAUUUUUUUUUUUUAUAAAAGAUGUUCUUGGAUGGAUUUUCAGUUUGAUUGUGUUUCGCGUCUUUAUUUUAUCGUAAGCGUAAAUAAUGUUUUCUGGUAAACAAACGAAGCCGACUUUUAAGUCCUAUCUUCGUCCUCUUCAGGCUGAUUUGAAGAAAAGUCCUCAACUGCCCACCAAGAAACUAGAAGCAAAACUUCUACCAGGCGAAAUAGUUGUGAACGAGGCGAACUUUGUGAGGAAAUGCAUUGGAGGAGAAAGCUGUCAGGGUGACCUAUGGGGGAAACUUGUCUGUACUAACUUCAAGGUUUCCUUCAUUACACACAAUUCCUUGCCACGACAGAGGUUCCAAUGCACCCACCGCCUCCUGGGCGAACACGAUAUACCACUGGCUUGUGUGGACCAGGUGGUGACAGUUAAUGAUGCCAAAGGAAAGCAGAAGAUUUUAGGAUCCAAUAAGAAGCUGAAGUUUAACCCCACUGAGCUCAUCCUGUACUGCAAAGACUUCCGCAUCAUCCGCUUCCGCUUCGAUGAGGCUGGACCUGAGAGUACUAAAAAGGUAUGUCUGGCCAUCGCUCAUUAUUCCCACCCGGCUGACCCACAGCUACUCUUCGGCUUCGAGUAUGUCGGAAACCGAUACCAUGGAUCAAAGGGUGAGCGGGUGAAUGGUGUUGACACUGGUGGCGGGUUGCAGACACCCCUGUUCGACUGCUCCUCUGACUGGGACAGAGAAAUCAAGCGUACCGGCGCCUCAGAAUGGAGGGUGUGUACCAUCAAUCAAGGUUAUUUCAUCUCGCCCAGUCUCCCAGAGUUCUUCGUGGUUCCGGUAUCUCUUGCAGAUCAGGAUGUGAAGAAUUACGCCUGCUGCUUUAUCUCCCAGCGUAUCCCGUUAUGGUGCUGGAAUCACCCCAGCGGGAGUGCUCUGGUCCGCAUGUCAAACAUCAGUGACCCACAGCAGCAGAGGAAGGUGGAGCAGAGGAUUUCCAGUGCCAUAACUAAAAGCCACCCGCUGCGCAGUGAUGUCUUCAAGUCCGAUCUGGACAAGAACCUCCCAAACUUACAAGAUAUUCAAGCCGCUCUUCUGAAACUGCGACAGAUCUGUGUUCUAGAGCCCUUUGAGGAGUCUGAAGAGAAGUGGCUGUCAUCUUUGGAAAGCUCAAGAUGGAUAGAGUAUGUCAGGACAUUUCUGAGGCAUGCAGUAGAGGUAGUCUAUAUGCUAGAGAGCAGACACGUCUCUGUCAUACUACUAGAGGAGGAGGAUCGGGACUUGAGUUGUGUGAUUUCCUCUCUGGUGCAGCUGAUGUGUGAUCCUCACUGCAGGAGUCUGCAUGGCUUUCAGGGUCUGAUUCAGAAGGAAUGGGUGAUGGCUGGACAUCGUUUCCUGGACCGCUGCAACCAUCUUAAAAAGAAUGACAAAGAAGAGUCUCCUCUGUUCCUGCUGUUUCUGGACUGUGUGUGGCAACUAUGGAAUCAGUAUCCAGCAGCGUUUGAAUUCACUGAGGUGUACCUGACAGUGCUCGGUGACAGUAUGUGGGUCCCUGUCUUCAGUACCUUCCUCUUUAACUGUCCCCGACAAAGAGCAGAGCACAGCCGGGAUUUUGCCAGCAGCAAGAGUAUUCACCUGGGGCAGGACCAGGCUCUUCGCUUCCCUCCUGUGUGGGAUUGGUCUCAACAGUUCAGUCUUAAAGACCAGACUCUCUUUAACAAUCCUUUGUAUGUGGGCAAGAUUGCCACCUGCAUACAAAACGGCACUGUAAAGACAUUCACGCACCGGCGCAGCAAGAAAAACUACAGUUCCACACUGCGAGGUGUGCCCUCUGCCCUCCGAAACGGAUCAAUGGGACAGCAUGACACCCUUACACGGCGGAACUCCCUCAUGCUACGUCUCCGUUCAGAUUUGUCUCAGGUGCAGGAGCAGCAGGAGACGCCCUCAGAACGCUUCUUUCGAGACUGGUUUUCUCGUCCCGUCAACCUACAGGGCCUUCUGCUCCCCCAACUCCUACCGUCUCACCUCUCUCUCUGGAAGCUCUACUUCCUGCGCUGGGUUCCCGAGGCACAGAUCAUGCAGGGUGGCCCCAUCACCGCGUUCCAUCAGCUCUCUGUGCUGACAGAUGAGAUUGAGAUGCUCCAGAACCAGCUGAGGCAGUAUAAUGGGACAGGAGGUACUCCCAACAACCUUCAUGUGGAGGACAGUAAAAUGUACUUUAAGGUGACUUCAACUCCUCACCAAUCCCCUGCUCCUCCAGAGUACCUCAGCUCUUCAUUUCCUUUCUCUCCUGUGGGUAAUCUGUGUCGCCCCGGCCUUCUGGGGACCCCUCUUAGCAAGUUCCUCAGUGGAGCUAAGAUCUGGCUGUCUACAGAGACACUGGCUAAUGAGACGAUCUGAGGCCAGACCACUUGGAUAGACCUGGGGUCCCUAGACUAUGUGGACUGAGAGGUCAUAACAUUCAAAGGCAAUUGGCUGCAUUGUCAAGUCACUGUCCAGAGAGAUAUACAUGAAGAUCUAAAGCCUAUGUCUGAAGCUACUCGGUUUAAUUAAAGGGAUGGUUCAAACAAAACUGAAAAUUCUGUCAUCAAUCAAUAAACCCUCAUGUUGCUCCAAACUCAUGGCUUUCUUUUUUCUGUGGAACACAAAAAAAAGAGACGUCAGGAAGAAUUUAAGCGUAUAUCUUUUUUCUAUACAAUGAAAGUGAAUCGUGACUGAAGCUAAAAUUCUGCCAAACAUAAUUUGUGUUCCAAAAUUUUUGACAAUUUUAAUUUUUGGGUGAACUAUCUCUUUAAAGUUCCUUUUUGAUUGUGCAGGCAUGUGGUACUGACUUGGAAAUGUUUAUUCAGUCUGUUGUGAGUGAUUGGUUUGCUUUUGCACAUGAUGAAAUGUAAAGCUCCAAUCACACAUCUUUCUUACUUAGGAUUGUUAGGAUCUGAUGUACACUGUCUGGGUUGCCGGUAUAGACUGUUCUCCUUUUGUUUUAAUACUGUUGGACCUUCUUGUGGCACUUGUGGCAUUAGUUGGGAGGUGGAACUGUAAUUUAAAUUUAUAGUAUAAAAUGUGCAUAUAUUUUUAUCUUAUCCUAACAUUGUUUAAAAUCUCUUGGAACCUUCUGGUAAGGUCUAACUGUAGAUAGCUUUAUUAAAAUGUGUUUAUUCAUUGUGAAAACUUGAAAUGGGAUGUGUGACCGUGUUUACCAGCGUAAACCCCAUAAGCAGUUAGUAACUGUGCACAUAUUGUGGUCUGUUAGGCUGGCUGGAUCCCAGAUUGUUAGACCCCUCCCUUACUGUAGCUCAGUGAUGGCUGUUUGAAAAUGACUGACCACCUGCACAAGCCAAUCAGCUGGUUGAUUGGACACAUAGCAGUGGUGUGGCCAGGCGUGUUUACUUGCAUGAUCUUGCACAUUAUGCUUAAAGGGAUAUUCUGGGUUCAAAAUAAGUUAAGCUCAAUUGACAGCAUUUCUGGCAUAAUUUUGAUUACCUCAAAAAUACAUUUUGAUUUGCUGCUCCUUUUCUUUAAAAAAACAAAAAUCUUGGAUAUAGUGAGGCACUUACAAUGGAAGUGAAUUGGGACAAUAUGUAAAUGUGAAAAUACAAACAGUUUCAAAAGUAUAGCCGCAAGAUGUAAACAACAUGCAUGUUAAAAUUAUUUUAGUGUGAUAAAAUUGUAUACUAAACUUUUCUGUUUGAAGUUAUAUCCAAUUUUCCAAGUUUGUUGCCAUGACCCUAUGCCACAAAUGCUGUCAAUUGAGCUUAACUUGAACCCGGAAUAUUCCUUUUACGAACCGACAUCGUGCAAGGUUAUGUAAAACGCCUUAUCAGGGUUAGGUCAUAAAUGGUUUAAGCAAAAACCCUGAUUUGCGUUACAUGUAAACACCUUUAUUUGCAUUCUUCCUGGUUUAUUAUCCAAUAGCUUGUGCAACUUCUGCGCAUGCCUGUUUACAUUUUGGCGUCAAAAACAGAUAUUUUUUUUUUAUUCCAAAAUUAAUGAUUCCAAAUCUCGUGUAAACAUGAUUUUCUUUUGUUGUCCAAUUUCGGAACAAGCAGAUUUUUGUUAGUUAUUAGCAUAUUGGUGUGCAUGUAACCACGCUCAAUGUCUGCGCAUUUACAUGCAAACCAAUACACUGAUAACUACCAAAAGUAAGCUUGUUAAAAAAAAAAAAAAACGAUAAGAAUGACUGAAAAGGUGUUCACAUCCACAACACGAAAUCGGGGUAAUGGGCAAAAAUAUACCUGUCGGUCGGUUCAUGACCGUACACCAAUAAAGGAAAGCCAUUCAAUGCGUUUACAUGACCACAGAGGUUGUCUGCUUAUUAAGCUUAAUCGGUGUAAGAACAUGCAUUUAAAGUGCUUAUUGUCAUCUUGAGCAUCAUUUGUUAAGAAUGUGUAAAUGUUCUCUAUGGGUCUUAUUCAUGAAACAUGAGAAAAACAAAUUCAUGUAAAUGCAUUACGUAAAUUGUUCCAUUGAAUUUAAUGGGAAAAUGUACGUAAGACUUGUUUUACAAAUCAUUUGUUCUGCUAAUGUUUCAUGAAGAAGGCCAAAUGUUUGUCUGAUAAGAAAUUAUAAUUGGAGUAAGAAUGUGCUAAUGAAUUACAGCGCCUGUGAACUUUGAUUUAGGUUCUUUUACAAAUGAGACAGUUAAGUUUCCUUGGUUUGAUGUAGCCUCUUUAGAAUUUUUUAAAAAUAUAUUUUCCUUUUAUGGUUGGGAUUGUAGUCUUUUGUACCAAGUUUUAAUUGUAAUUAUUGUACUUAUUUUUCCUAGAAUUGGUACUUUUUCCCCUAAAACCCUUGAGCUAGUUUGAUGUAAUGCACAGUAUGUGUAGCUUACCACUAAUGCUGUAAAGAUUAUGAAAACUGUGUUUCAAUGGGCAUAGUUUGAAUUGUCAAACAGCACUGAUAUUUAUUCAGUUAUGCAAAGACAUUGAAACAAAGAUGUUUAAAUCCUGUGCCUUGUUUUAGGUCUUGAAUUGCAGUGUACCUGUUCUUUUCUCUGGAUAUUUAAAAUGCAUUAAGCACAUACUAGGCAUUUCCUGCUCUGCUGUGUGAAUAGAGCAGUGAUGACUUAUUUCCAAAGCUUGUGGAAGUUGUUCAAACAUCAAUGUUUAGCUAAUCAGUAGUCUCAUUUUCCUCUGUGGUUUUUUGGUUGUGAGCUCAGGAGAGCCUUGUUUUGAGGCAAUUUGCAAAACUUGGCUCUUCAGCUUUUCAUGCAAAUAAAAAGAAUUGCCAAUUG